AUGCUGACUUUGUGGAUGUGUCGAGGUUGCCAUGUCAUUGCUUCAGCACGAAAUCCCGAUGUGCUCAAGGAUUUGGCGGCCAUGGGCAUGAGCGCCGUCCAGCUGGAUGUCACCAACGGCGACAGCAUCAAGGCUUGCAAAGCCGAGGUUGCCAACAUCACCGGCGGCAAGCUUGAUAUUCUCGUCAACAAUGCCGGCCGGACUCACACCAUUCCGGCUCUAGACAUUGAGAUUGACGAUGUCCGGCAGACGUACGAGACCAACGUCUUUGGCCCCAUGUUCGCGAUCCAAGCCUUCGCCGAGCUCCUCAUCGCCGCGCGAGGCCUCGUCGUCAACAUCUCCUCCAUCAGCUCCAUCAGCCCUUACAUCUUCGGCUCCGUCUACGCCUCCACCAAGGGCGCCAUCAACAGCUAUUCGCGCGUGCUGCGCCUGGAGCUCAAGCCCUUCAACGUCCGCGUCAUGGUCGCCAUGGCCGGCACCGUGCGGUCCCAGAUCGCCAGCCACCCGCACCGCGCGCUGCCCAGCACGUCGCUCUACAUGCCCAUCAACGACUUUUUCCAGCGCCGCCUGGUCUUUAGCCAGAACAACGCGACGGUGCCGACGGAGGUGUUUGCGAGGAAGCUCGUGGCCGCUGCGCUCAGGGGCGAGGGUUAUCUCGGAGGGUUGGUUGGGGGUUCGCCGGAUUGGUUUUGGGCGGGGGGGUUUUCGACAAAGGUUUGGCUGCUUUCGAUGGUGCCGGCAUGGGUUUCUGAGUGGGCUAUGGGCGUCUUCUUCGGAAUUGCUGGCUUGAAGAGGACAAUCACUCAGGCACGUCUGAAGCAGAGUUAG
This is a messenger RNA of Trichoderma aggressivum f. europaeum, 828 nucleotides long. RefSeq lists its product as uncharacterized. Gene Ontology annotation, biological process: phosphatidic acid biosynthetic process; triglyceride catabolic process. Lineage: Eukaryota; Fungi; Ascomycota; Sordariomycetes; Hypocreales; Hypocreaceae. Gene Ontology annotation, cellular component: lipid droplet; endoplasmic reticulum. The transcript has 2 exons. The record is from RefSeq and is a predicted model, not a curated record. Gene Ontology annotation, molecular function: triacylglycerol lipase activity; acylglycerone-phosphate reductase (NADP+) activity. The coding region runs from base 1 to 828 and encodes 275 amino acids.